AUGGCCGCGUUGAUGCGGGGCAAGGACUCGUCCCGCUGUCUGCUCCUACUGGCCGCGGUGCUGAUGGUGGAGAGCUCACAGCUCGACAGCUCGCGGGCCAAACUCAACUCCAUCAAGUCCUCCCUGGGCGGGGAGACGCCUGCCCAGGCCGCCAAUCGAUCAGCGGGCACAUACCAAGGACUGGCUUUCGGCGGCAGUAAGAAAGGCAAAAACCUGGGGCAGGCCUACCCUUGUAGCAGUGAUAAGGAAUGUGAAAUUGGGAGAUAUUGCCACAGUCCCCACCAGGGAUCCUCGGCCUGCAUGGUGUGUCGAAGGAAAAAGAAGCGCUGCCACAGAGAUGGCAUGUGUUGUCCCGGUACCCGCUGCAAUAAUGGCAUCUGCAUCCCUGUCACUGAGAGCAUCUUAACCCCUCACAUCCCAGCUCUGGAUGGCACUCGACACAGAGAUCGAAACCAUGGUCAUUACUCAAACCAUGACUUGGGAUGGCAGAAUCUAGGAAGACCACACACUAAGAUGUCACAUAUAAAAGGGCAUGAAGGAGACCCCUGCCUACGAUCAUCAGACUGCAUCGAAGGGUUUUGCUGCGCUCGCCACUUCUGGACCAAAAUCUGCAAACCAGUGCUCCAUCAGGGGGAAGUCUGUACCAAACAGCGCAAGAAGGGCUCUCAUGGGCUGGAAAUUUUCCAGCGGUGUGACUGCGCAAAGGGCCUAUCGUGUAAAGUAUGGAAAGAUGCCACCUAUUCCUCCAAAGCCAGACUCCACGUGUGUCAGAAAAUAUGAUCACCUCUGAGGAAAAUCAUCACUAGCAGACUGUGAAUCUGUGUAUUUAAUGCAUUAUAGCAUGGUGGAAAAUAGGAUUUGGAUCUCAGAAGAAUGGCUAACAUAAGGAAUGUGAUAUGAAUAUAGAGAUCACAGAGAGAGAAAAA
Messenger RNA from Zalophus californianus (California sea lion), 926 nucleotides. RefSeq names its product dickkopf WNT signaling pathway inhibitor 2 (gene DKK2). The transcript is spliced from 4 exons. Gene Ontology annotation, molecular function: co-receptor binding; receptor antagonist activity. Lineage: Eukaryota; Metazoa; Chordata; Mammalia; Carnivora; Otariidae. Gene Ontology annotation, cellular component: extracellular region. Gene Ontology annotation, biological process: negative regulation of canonical Wnt signaling pathway; multicellular organism development. Bases 1 to 780 code for a protein of 259 amino acids. The record is from RefSeq and is a predicted model, not a curated record.